Molecule: messenger RNA, 792 nt
Organism: Lachancea thermotolerans CBS 6340
Lineage: Eukaryota; Fungi; Ascomycota; Saccharomycetes; Saccharomycetales; Saccharomycetaceae
Gene: MED4
Product: Med4p
Exons: 1
Coding region: 1-792 (263 amino acids)
Biological process (GO): regulation of transcription by RNA polymerase II
Cellular component (GO): core mediator complex; mediator complex
Molecular function (GO): transcription coregulator activity
Source: RefSeq, a predicted model, not a curated record
AUGAGCACAUCUACAGGCCACAGAAACCCGGGACCUGACCGUUCUGAUAGCGUCGAAAAUCCUCUUUCAAAGCUUCAGGUAUACAAUGAUAUUUGCGAAUUCGAAGAUACGCUAGGGAAACUUGUGGCAUCUGUAGAUAGGUUCAACCCGGACCUCGAGCUCGCACGCGCACUCAUAGAGGCCGACAAACAGCUUUACAAGUCCCUGGAGUGUCUUCCGAAAUACGACGAGAUCGAUACCAGAGCCAAGACGCUAGACGAGGAACACCGGGAUACGGAUGAAAAAACAAUUCGCAUCUUAGAAACGCUCACAGAAUGCGGAAGUGACCUCAAUGCGCUCCCAAUGCUCGAGCAGGUUGAGUUUGAGCGUGAGACAAUGCUCAAACAGCGAGAAAAGGUCUUCACAGAUGUCCUUCUAGAUUAUGCAAUGAAGCUGGCUAAAUUCACUCACGUACCGCCUACGUUCGAUAAAGGCACCGUGGGCCCCAACAACUUUGUCUGGCCAGCAGAGGACGCGAUGAGGAGAGGCAUGCUGGCUAUAGCCUCUCUGCGAGCGUCUGAAGGUGCAAAUGCGCAAGAGCAGCAAGCUUCCUCUGAGCAGAAAACCUCUGAGAAAAGCUCUGAGAAUGAAGAAGCGCAAACCGACAUCCGUUCCCCGGAUACAAAGGAGGAACCAGUCGCUAGAAGGCCUUCGUUCGGGUUCGACGGGAGCGGUGCUAAGGAUCACGAGAGUGAGAAGGCGGAUGAUGAUAUUGACUUGGACUUGGACCUGUUCAAUUCGGAAGAAUUCUAA